Penicillium odoratum is the source of this 540-nucleotide messenger RNA. RefSeq lists its product as uncharacterized. The transcript has a single exon. The record is from RefSeq and is a predicted model, not a curated record. The coding region runs from base 1 to 540 and encodes 179 amino acids. NCBI's taxonomy places the organism in Eukaryota, Fungi, Ascomycota, Eurotiomycetes, Eurotiales, Aspergillaceae.
AUGGAUUCAAACAAAAUCUUCGAAUUGGGGGUAUCGUGUCCCUAUGAACUCUCAUCUUCACCUACAAGAUUUCCCGAUUGCUGCCUGGCCAUCUCCAGCACUUUGAUCUCCUCUAUUGUUUCACUUCUUCCUAAGAAACCCGCCUUUACGCUCUCGAUAGGCAGUGGAUCUGGUUUUCUCGAGUAUAUACUUGCUCAAAGCAACGAAAAUGUAUCUGUACAGGGAGUGGAAGUGAGCUCGACUGUCAACCGAUAUAUUGCCGAAGAAGAUAUGCACGUUGUUAGCGGCGCGUGGGGCCUUUAUUCCUUUGCUCAACAAGCUACGGCAUGGAUGUUUGUCUAUCCACGCGAUCCGAAGCUUAUCACUAAAUACCUGAACAAUUACGGUGAUGAAGCUGUAGAAUUGAUCAUCUGGCUCGGACCACGAGUCGAUUGGCCUGACUAUGAGCCGUGUUUUCGCCGGUCUUCUUUCUCGAAGCUGGACUUUCCGGAUAUUGGAUUAACGCCGUAUGAGAUCGCGGUGGUUGCCGAAAAAUCAUGA